Molecule: messenger RNA, 893 nt
Organism: Echinops telfairi (small Madagascar hedgehog)
Lineage: Eukaryota; Metazoa; Chordata; Mammalia; Afrosoricida; Tenrecidae
Gene: AURKAIP1
Product: aurora kinase A interacting protein 1
Exons: 4
Coding region: 239-823 (194 amino acids)
Biological process (GO): mRNA processing
Cellular component (GO): mitochondrion
Source: RefSeq, a predicted model, not a curated record
CGGCGAAAGGCGGCGCGAGCCGCGCCCCGACGGGACCUCUCUCCUGAAGUCCGAGACCCUGGGGCCGCAACCCCGCGUUCCAGGCUCGGGUGCCUCCGCGGGGGAAACGGGCCCAGGCCGGUUGGUCGCCUGCCCGAAGUCACCGGGGAGUGAGGUUUAAGUGUGAUCAAAUGAGGGUGUGAGCUGGAUUUGGAAUAUUCUCAGCUCCCCUGAGCGCCUGGAGCCGCUGCUACCGACAAUGUUCGUGGUGCGCCUGACUUCUCAGCUGGUCAGGGCCGCGCAGAGAGCAGGCAGAGGUCGGCCCUGGCCUGCCUCCGAAGUGCUGGGAGUGCAGGCGCCCAGACUCCACUGCAGCAUGCCACCAGUGGGCCCAAACCGAGCUGCCUUCCUCCCUGGCAAGGGGGCCCGGCCUGAGCUGGAGGAGAUGCUGGUCCCCCGGAAGAUGGCCAUCAGCCCCCUGGAGAGCUGGCUCACGGCUCGCUGCCUCCUGCCCAGCCCAAGGACUGGGGCGCCUGCCCAGCUCUAUGACUGCCCCCCUAGCCACACGGGGGAGGGGGCUGAACAGGGUGGGGAGGGGUCCUUGGACCGGCAGCAGAUACAGUGUAAAAAUGUGCUGAAGAUUCGCCGGCGGAAGAUGAACCACCACAAGUACCGCAAGCUGGUCAAGAGGACUCGGUUCCUGCGGCGGAAAGUCCGGGAAGGGCGGUUGAAGCGGAAGCAGAAAAAGUUUGAGAGAGACCUGCGGCGCAUCUGGCUGAAGGCUGGCCUGAAGGAAGCCCCCGAGGGCUGGAAGACCCCCAAGAUCUACCUGAGGAAAAAAUGAAUGUCUCCAGCAGCACCACCCCCACCCCCCUGUUGAUACCAGCAAGCUUGUAAUAAAUGCUCAGAACCCA